GUAUACAUUGAAUCAUUCUAUGUAUUGAAACUUUUUAUUCAAUUCAGGUCUUCGAUGGUUGAGUAGCYMYACUUKGUGAGCUUCAAAUUAUGGAAAGAUUACUAUUGAAGCCGAGAAACACCAUGUCUCGCGAACAUUGCAGCAAAAUUCUAACCACACUCAACGAUCACAGAAAAGAGGCCAUCUUGUGUGAUGUGACGUUGCACAUACAAAAUUGUUCUUAUCCUGCUCAUAGAAGUAUCCUAUCAGCCAACAGUCCGUAUUUUUACAAGCUCUUUACAAGUGAUAUGACAGAGAAAGCACAAGAAACGAUCAAAGUUGACUUAGAAGAGCUUGAAAUUGGYAGAACCGUCAUGGAUGAUAUCUUGUGUUACUUCUAUACGGGCAAUUUGAAUAUCUAUACGUCUACAGCACAAGAUUUAUUGGUAGCCAGUGAUUAUUUUCUUAUAUCUGACCUAAAAGAGGCUGUUGCUGAAUACAUGGCGUCUAUGAUUACAAUAGAAAACUGUUUGGUUACACAAGCCUUAGCAGAGAGAUUCAACUCACAACACCUGCACAAAACAGCCAAAUUAUUCAUCGAAAAACAUUUCUCUCUUGUGUGUAGAACAACGGAAUUUUUAGAAUUACCGCUACCUCAUCUAAUAGAAUUACUGGCAAAUGAUGAUYUAGUUUUGCAUCACGAAAGGGAGGCUCUAGAUGCAGUUUUUUCUUGGGUAAAUUACUCGAGACUUGACCGAGAAAAGCAUUUUGAUCGUAUCUUCCCUCAAAUCCGACUAGUGUCAUUCACAACAGUGGAGUUGAAUGAAUUACAAAGYAACAAKCUGGUACGAGACAAUGCUAAAUGUAUAGAUUURAUUGACCAGCUGAUUGAAUCACGUGCUAAUAAUAAUGUCGGGGAAGAGUGGAACGAUCCUAGGAAAUGUCUACAGCCGCCUCUAGAGGUUAUAGUWACAUGCGGUGGCAUGUCUCCCCAGUUCCCAGACCACUGCCCGYUAACACGGUGCUAUGUACCCGACACUAAUAGCUGGUACGAACUGAAACCAAUGUCGUGUAAGCGUAACUGGCAUGGUUUUACUAAUUGUGGUGACGCAAUGUACUGUAUCGGUGGUGARGUUGACGGUACGGUGACGUCAUCUUGCCAACGUUAUGACUUCGUCAAGAACACGUGGGAGGAUAUCGCGCCGUUACUACGUUUAACGAUCUUCCCUGCAGUAGCUGAACUGAAAGGGAAGYURUAUGUUAUUGGAGGUGUACGGAACAACCGUGCUCGUCUACAAAUAUACAACCCUGAGACGGACGCAUGGUCUUAUGGGACAUGUCUGAAUUUUGCACGUGAGAUCACGUGUGCUGUUGCUAAGAGUCCCUACAUCUACGCCAUUGGUGGAUUACAAAGUGAUAUUGGUACAUACAUGAACUCUGUAGAGAAAUACCACCCAGAGUUUGAUUGUUGGAUAACAGUUAGAUCCAUGAUUCACUCAAGAGCUGGUGCCACCGGCGUUGCCCUUAACAACUGCAUCUACGUUAUAGGGGGAGAACACGAUCUGCGCAUGGCACACAAUAGCUGCGAAAUGUAUUUCAUCGCUUAUGAUGAAUGGCAAGAUGUUGCGAGCAUGCGUGUCCCCAGGUAUUUUGCGGGUGCYGCAGURGUAGGGCARGGCUUUUUCGUGUUUGGUGGCGUAGGGGGUACYAACGUUGACUAUCUGGACAAACAAGUCGUGGAGUAUUACGAUGCUAAGGCUGAUACGUGGAAGAGCGAUUUCAAGAUGCCGUGGAGUGAAAGAUAUUUCAGAUGCGCUAAGAUACUUGCACGAAAACACUUGCUUCGAGGGCUUUCUGUCAUCGAUACUAAAGAUUAGCGGUUGAAUGCGGUGAAUUUUGAUAAUGGAUGGAUAGUGGUUUAAAGUCGAUCGAUGGUAUCUACUGCCACUCGACCACUUGUCAGUCAAGAAAGAAAGUGCAGUCUUGAGUAUGMAAGCUGGUGACUUGCUUCGUCUAUACAUUACAAUGCCAAUAUUUUUUUCCGUGGGAACGUUUUUGGCAAUUGUGAUUCUAUGAAUUUGCUUUCCAAAACAUUUUGUAACUACAGAUAAGCGGCAAAAAGUUUAUGUAAAGUGUCUUGUGACGACGAGCUAGUGAAUGUGAAAUGGAAAUUUAAAUAAAUGGGAAAAAGAAUUGAAAGAAAGGAUUGUCCAUUAUGUUGUUCGUUGGAAAACAGGUCUCAUAUGUUAGUAGACUGCGAAAUUCUAGAAAUUUAUAUAUUCUAUAACGUUUUUUUCAAUAUUAAAGGAGAAGUGGCAAA
Molecule: messenger RNA, 2299 nt
Organism: Exaiptasia diaphana
Lineage: Eukaryota; Metazoa; Cnidaria; Anthozoa; Actiniaria; Aiptasiidae
Product: kelch-like protein 12
Exons: 1
Coding region: 90-1856 (588 amino acids)
Molecular function (GO): protein binding
Source: RefSeq, a predicted model, not a curated record